GAUUUGAUGGAACGAGGUUCUAUUGUAAGCUUCUUGCCGCGACAUUUUGUACGGAAAGUCAAGUUCCUGUGAGAUAAAAUACGAUAUUUCCAAUGGUUUCUAAACUUAACGCAGUAUUUCGCCAUUUUAUAGGGUCUGAGAGACAUCAGUCCAGUACGGGGUCCAGAAAACGUCCCUCAGAAAGCCUCGAUAAUGUGAGUGAAGAUAUCCUGGAGACUCCUCAGCCAAAGAGGGCUAGAACUUCCAAUCACUCUGAUGACUUAAAUCGGUCCCGAGCAACCACUCCCCUUGUGAAAGUAGCCAAUUGGAUUCAUCGGAAGGCUUCUACUUUUGGAGAAACCUACUUCUUCCGUCCGUUGGAUAACCUGGUACAGAACAACUAUCCUUCACCAAUUCCAGGAGCAUCAGACAGAAAUAAUCAUCGGUCACAGGUCAUGAGUGAUACACCGGGUCCAUCAGUGAGAAGUAAAACCACAAAUCAACCUCCCAAAGUAAACUUCAAACAACCAGAUGGAAGACCUCACCAUAAGACAACAUCUAACCCAGGUCAUCAGCAGACCAAGCAAUCUUCUUCUCAUAACAAUGAACGGCAGCUAGAGAGAGAAAGCACUCAGAGGGCGGCAGGAACAAGAAUGGGACCAAAAGAACAACUCGCCAAUAAAAGCUCUGUAUCUCUCCCUGUGAAUUCAUCAAUGGGAGCCACUGGUGUCUCCAAGCAUGAUGGCUACACCCCUGUCAGAGAUAAACUAUUCCCACAUCCAAAGAGAAGAGUUGUUGUCUCUUACGCCUCUAGGGGGCGCUCCCAACACAUACCAACAAAAAGCCAAACAGUAAACGAGUGUGUAAGGUUGAAGGAAAGACAGCAAUACAAGCAGUUAUUAGAGCAGUUUACCAUGGGGCAUGGUAUGGGAUGUUUAGGACCCUCUCCCUCUGCUGAGGCCACUGUAGAUGAGAGCAAACCUGAACCUUCUGUGUCAAGACCGAGUGCAGCGGUCCCCGAAACCAGCAUAGCCAGCAGCCGUCUAGAAGCACCAACCAAUCAAAGGAGUGUUCAGGAGAGGGUGGGGCUUCGUGUUCUACCCCAUGAGUACUCCAGUCAACGUGAGGUGAGGGAGGCUGUCCGUCAGAGACUCCAUGCUCCUACCAGUAACCUGAGUCCAGUGAUGACUGAGGGAGAGAGAUCGGUUCCUCCUACUCCUGCUCAACCCGACUUUAAUGAGACCAGCCCACCACCUACCAUCAUAGCAACCACCAAGCCUGGAUUAAAUGCCUUUCAGAAGAGUUUGAUGUCAACACCCUACCUGUCUGAAGAUUGGGUACAUGAUCUGAAAGCUCGCUUUGAAUCCAGUGUGCGUGUUAGACAAAGAGAGAUUGAGGAAGAAAAGACAAAGCUACAAAGCUACGAAGAAAGGAGAGCAAAGGGACAAGCUGAAGCAAGGGAACUGAUAAAUCAAAGAAUAAAGAGAGCCUCUGGAUUGCCCGGUGCUGUGGAAGACAUCAUCUACCGACCAGAAGAAAAGGAACCGGAGGACGCAAUCACCUUGGUGGAUGAGGAGGUCGAAGAGGUCGACGAUGAGGAGCAGGAUGAUGGGAUGGAAGAGGAGGACGAGGAGGAACUACCGGAGCUGACUGAUGAGAUGGAAGCUGAGAUUAGCGGAGCUCUUAAUCCUAAUCCAUCAAGUGAGGGAUUAUCUAGUGCAUUCCGACUGACCAUUACAAGGAGAGACAUGCAGACCCUUGCUGGUCUAAACUGGCUCAAUGAUGAGAUCAUGAACUUUUAUUUUGAAAUGCUGAUGUCAAGGAGUAAAGGAGAGGACUACCCAAGUGUACAUUCUUUCAACACAUUCUUCUACCCCAAGCUGAUCAACUCUGGUUAUGCCAGCCUGCGUCGCUGGACCAAGAGAGUAGACGUUUUCACUAAAGAUCUUCUUCUAGUACCUGUCCAUCUAGGAAUGCAUUGGUGUCUAGCGGUUAUUGACUUCAGGAAUAAAACCAUUGUUUUCUAUGACUCCAUGGGUAGCCACAAUCAACAGUGUUUAGAUGCACUCAGAGAUUAUCUUGUAUCUGAGCAUGCAGAUAAGAAGAAGCAGGAGUAUAGUUUGGAUGGUUGGUCGUAUUACUCGGAGAAGGGGAUUCCCCAGCAGCUGAACGGGUCAGAUUGCGGUAUGUUUGCUUGUAAAUACGCUGAAUAUAUCUCCAGGGAUGCUCCUAUCACAUUCACACAGCAUGACAUGCCGUACUUCAGGAGGAGGAUGGUUUGGGAAAUACUGCACACGACCUUGUUGUGACCUUCACUGUAUGCAGACAUGAA
Lytechinus variegatus (green sea urchin) is the source of this 2311-nucleotide messenger RNA. Its product is annotated as sentrin-specific protease 1-like. The record is from RefSeq and is a predicted model, not a curated record. The coding region runs from base 93 to 2288 and encodes 731 amino acids. Gene Ontology annotation, molecular function: deSUMOylase activity. Gene Ontology annotation, cellular component: nucleus. Lineage: Eukaryota; Metazoa; Echinodermata; Echinoidea; Temnopleuroida; Toxopneustidae. Gene Ontology annotation, biological process: protein desumoylation. The transcript has 17 exons.